AUGUACAAUAGCACCACCGAGAAGAGGAUGCUGCAAAAUCAGUUUGAGACUCUCUGCCUUGGAACCACCAUUUUGGUAUUCUGGCCGAGGCUUUGUUCCUCGCUCACUAGUCGAACAAUGAGUGUGAAGAGGGUACUAAGCAGGCCAGAUAAGAAGAAGCAAUCGUCUUUGAUCACGUUACUUCCCGAAGACGUCAUCGUUGACAUCAUAGCGCGUGUACCGAGAUGUGACUAUCCAACACUCUCCCUCGUUUCUAAGCACUUCCGGUCACUCGUUGCUUCCCCCGAGUUAUACGCGAGGCGAUCUUUGUUAAGUUGCACCACCGAGCACCGUCUCUAUGUUGCCCUCUAUACUAAUAAACCCUAUUAUCGCCGUUUGUAUAUUCUUCGCCGGAAAGCCAACGGCAACAACCGCCUGGUCCUUAUCCCUUCGCUGCCUGCCAUGCCUCAUGCUAAACUUAUUGUCGCCGUGGGCUCGAGGAUAUAUAUGUUUGGUGGGAAGGACAUUAGGAGCGUGAGUGCGUCAACCAUCGACUGUAGAUCUCACACAGUGCAACCCCUCCCGAGCAUGCCUGUGCCCAUGCGUAAUUUGAGAGCUGACACCAUCGACGGGAGAAUAUAUGUAAUUGGAUGGGAUGAUGACCAGAGGAAGGUGAUGGUGGUGUUCAAUACAGAAACACAAAAGUGGGAGGAGCCUGUGAAGAUACGGCCAAACAUUGACAUGUCGCAUGGUUUUGUGGUGAUGGCUGGUAAGCUGUAUACGAGGAAUUAUAACAGCUUUGUUUACGAUCCAAAGGAAAAUAAAUAG
Messenger RNA from Thlaspi arvense, 807 nucleotides. NCBI's taxonomy places the organism in Eukaryota, Viridiplantae, Streptophyta, Magnoliopsida, Brassicales, Brassicaceae. The record is from the annotation of a GenBank genome assembly.